Molecule: messenger RNA, 297 nt
Organism: Priceomyces carsonii
Lineage: Eukaryota; Fungi; Ascomycota; Pichiomycetes; Serinales; Debaryomycetaceae
Gene: SFT1
Product: Sft1p
Exons: 1
Coding region: 1-297 (98 amino acids)
Source: RefSeq, a predicted model, not a curated record
AUGACUGAUUCACUUUAUGCUCUGAGGGAGCAGCUGAACAAUCAAAGGUUUGAUCAAUUAGCUCAAACGCUUCACCAGUUUAGAAGCACUGUUGAUAAUGAUAUUCAUGGCGCCAUUCUGCUGGAAAAUCUGAUAAUAGAUAGCUUGAACGAUAACUUUGGUCAAAUGAUGCAGCAGGUGAGAAGAACGGGUGGCGACCUUCGAAACGUGCUUAGAAGGAAUGCUAGUUUAUCAAAAGUUGUUGGCGUAAUAUUAAUCGGAUUCAUUGUACUUUGGAUGCUUUAUAAAUUGAGAUGA